This is a messenger RNA of Ceratina calcarata, 342 nucleotides long. Its product is annotated as proton channel OtopLc-like. The annotation marks the transcript as partial. The record is from RefSeq and is a predicted model, not a curated record. NCBI's taxonomy places the organism in Eukaryota, Metazoa, Arthropoda, Insecta, Hymenoptera, Apidae. The transcript has a single exon.
UUAAAAAAGGCAUCGCCAUCACCAUGUGGCGUGGCGAGCACGAGUCCAGCAGCGACGCCUCAACAAUCGAGACGAGCCAGCUUGUUGCAUCCGGACCACGCUCGUCUGCAGCUGCACCACUUGCAUCACAACCAUCACAACACUGGGAUUAAAAGCCCACCGACGCCUGACCGAAAUUCCAUCGACGAGGAACCCCCGCUUCCGCCUAGUCCGUCGAGUUCGACUACCAGCAGUCUGCGAUCCAUGCCCAGUUCUGCGAACGCGCCUAUGCACUCGCAAGACAGAAGACGUAGCAGCAGGUAAAAUACAAUCAUCAAUCCAUUUGGAUCAUCAGAAUAAAAA